AUGGUGACUGUGGGCAGCUACUGCGAGGCCGAAGGGCCCUUGGACCCGGCCUGGACGCAAGGCGGCCUGAGCCCUUGCUUCUUCUUCACGCUCGUGCCCUCGGCGCUGGCGGCGCUGGCGGCCCUGGGCCUGGUGCUGGCGCUGCCCUGCCGGCGGCGCGACCGGCUCGCGGGAGCAGACGCGCUGUCCUGGGGCGCCGGGCCGCGUCUGGCUCCCUACGGGCUGCAGCUGCUGCUGGCCUCGCUCCAGGCGGCGCUGCCCGCAGCCGUGCUGGCCGGCCGGGUGGGCACAGCCCGGGGGGCGCCGCUGCCCGGGUACCUCCUGUCGGCCGCCUUCCUGGAGACACUGGCGGGCGCCUGCGGCCUGGGGCUGCUGCUGGCGGAGCGCAGGAGCGCGCUGCAGAAACUCGCCAUGGGCGUGCGGGUGCGGUGCGGGCACAGCCCGGGGCUGCUGCUGCUCUGGACCGUGACGUUCGCCGCCCAGAACUUGGUGCUGGUGUCCUGGAAGAGCCCGCAGUGGUGGUGGGCAAGGGCGGACCUGGGCCAGCAGGUUCAGUUUGGCCUGUGGGCACUGCGGUAUGUGGUGUCUGGGGGGCUUUUUCUCCUGGGGCUCUGGGCCCCUGGACUGCGACCCCAGACAUACACCUUGCGGGUCAAUGAAGAGGAUCAGGAUGUAGAGAGAAGCCAGGUUCCCUCAACCCAGGGGUCAUCUCGAUCUACCUGGGGUGACCUUGGCAGGAAGCUCCGCCUCCUAAGUGGCUAUCUGUGGCCUCGGGGGAGCCCUGCCCUGCAGCUAGUGGUGCUCUGCUGCCUGGGACUCAUGGGGCUGGACCGGGGAUUGAACGUGCUGGUCCCCAUUUUCUACAGAGACAUAGUGAACUUGCUGACGGAGAAGGCCCCUUGGAACUCCCUGGCCUGGACCGUCACCACUUAUGUCUUCCUCAAGUUCCUGCAGGGGGGCGGCACUGGCAGUACAGGCUUCGUGAGCAACCUGCGCACCUUCCUCUGGAUCCGGGUCCAGCAGUACACCUCUCGCCGCGUGGAGCUGCGUCUCUUCUGCCACCUGCAUGAGUUGUCACUGCGCUGGCACCUGGGUCGCCGCACAGGGGAAGUGCUGCGGGUAGUGGACCGGGGCACAUCCAGCGUCACUGGGCUGCUCAGUUACCUGGUAUUCAACAUCAUCCCCACGCUGGCCGACAUCAUCAUUGGUAUCAUCUACUUCAGCAUGUUCUUCAACGCCUGGUUUGGCCUCAUCGUCUUCCUGUGCAUGAGCCUCUACCUUAUCCUGACCAUUGUGGUCACCGAGUGGAGAACUAAGUUCCGACGUGACAUGAACAUGCAGGAGAAUGCUACCCGGGCACGAGCCGUGGACUCCCUGUUGAACUUUGAGACGGUGAAGUAUUACAAUGCAGAAGGCUAUGAAGUGGAGCGCUACCAAGAGGCCAUCAUCAAGUACCAGGGUUUGGAGUGGAAGUCAAGUGCUUCAUUGGUUUUGCUGAAUCAGACCCAGAACCUGGUGAUUGGCCUCGGGCUCCUAGCCGGCUCCCUGCUGUGUGCAUUCUUUGUCAGCGAGCAGAAGCUGCAGGUCGGGGACUUUGUGCUCUUUGGCACCUACAUCAUUCAGCUCUACAUGCCCCUCAACUGGUUUGGCACCUACUACAGGAUGAUCCAGACUAACUUCAUCGACAUGGAGAACAUGUUUGAUCUGCUCAAAGAGGAGGCAGAAGUGAAGGACCUCCCUGGCGCAGGGCCCCUUCACUUCCAGAAGGGCCAGAUCGAGUUUGAAAACGUGCACUUCAGCUAUACAGAUGGACGGGAAACCCUGCAAGACAUGUCCUUCACUGUGAUGCCUGGCCAGACACUAGCCCUGGUGGGCCCGUCCGGCGCAGGGAAGAGCACCAUCCUGCGCCUGCUCUUCCGCUUCUAUGACAUCAACAGUGGCUGUAUCCGCAUCGAUGGGCAGGACAUCUCCAAGGUAACCCAGACCUCCCUGCGGUCCCACAUUGGAGUUGUGCCACAGGACACCGUCCUCUUCAAUGACACCAUUGCCAACAACAUCCGCUAUGGCCGCAUCACAGCUGAUGCUGCUGAGGUGGAGGCAGCCGCCAAGGCUGCAGGCAUCCACGAAGCCAUCCUGGCUUUCCCCGAAGGCUAUGAGACACAGGUGGGCGAGCGGGGCUUGAAGCUGAGCGGUGGGGAAAAGCAGCGUGUGGCCAUCGCACGCACCAUCCUCAAGGCGCCGGACAUCAUCCUGCUGGACGAGGCAACCUCGGCACUGGACACCUCAAAUGAAAGGGCCAUCCAGGCUUCUCUGGCCAAGGUCUGCGCCAACCGUACCACCAUUGUUGUGGCUCAUAGACUGUCCACAGUGGUCAAUGCCGACCAGAUUCUUGUCGUCAAGGAUGGCUGCAUUGUGGAGAGAGGACGACACGAGGCUCUGUUAUCUCGAGGCGGAGUGUACGCUGAGAUGUGGCAGCUACAGCAGCGGGGACAGGAAGAAGUCUCUGAGGGCACCACAGCCCAGGCUAAGCAACGGUGACAAAGCCUCUUCCUUCCCAGAGGAUAACUUAGAGGGGAAUAAAAUGUGUACCUCUUUGCUGGUAUAUUUCAUCCUCACCUUGGGGUAUGGUGCUAGCUACAAGCCAGAGAAAGAGACCUUUCAGGGAAGAAUUUGUGAAGAAAUAAAAGUGUGGACUGUG
Molecule: messenger RNA, 2698 nt
Organism: Erinaceus europaeus (western European hedgehog)
Lineage: Eukaryota; Metazoa; Chordata; Mammalia; Eulipotyphla; Erinaceidae
Gene: ABCB6
Product: ATP binding cassette subfamily B member 6 (Langereis blood group)
Exons: 19
Coding region: 1-2538 (845 amino acids)
Biological process (GO): heme transport; transmembrane transport
Cellular component (GO): membrane
Molecular function (GO): ABC-type heme transporter activity; heme binding; ATP hydrolysis activity
Source: RefSeq, a predicted model, not a curated record